Molecule: messenger RNA, 3730 nt
Organism: Pelobates cultripes (western spadefoot toad)
Lineage: Eukaryota; Metazoa; Chordata; Amphibia; Anura; Pelobatidae
Source: the annotation of a GenBank genome assembly
AUGGCCUACGAGCCUGACCCUCUACGCAUCACAACCAUGAACUGCAGGGGCCUAAAUAUCCCGGAGCGCAGAUCGCACCUUCUCCGAGAGCUUACCUCUAAGCGCAUAUCGAUUGCUUUCCUACAGGAAACACACUUUAAGGAAGGACAUGCUCCGCCGUUGAAGAGCAAACACUACCCCACUGCGGCUCUCAGCAACCACCCGACUGCACGUAAGGCAGGUGUAGCAGUUCUCCCCAUGCUCAACUACAGUUCCAGGAAGUGGAGCGACUGGUUGACCCUAACGGCAGAUACCUGUUCAUUAAGGGAGACAUACAAAACCGUAGGUACACCCUCGCGACGAUAUACGCACCAAACAACAACCAAUCACACUUCAUACGUAAAUCUCUCUCCAACCUCUCCUCAUUCACAGAGGGCACGUUAAUCGUUGGAGGAGAUCUUAAUGUUCCCCUCAUCCCUCUCAUAGAUUCAUCCACGGGACACAGUAGCAUCACCCAAGGAGCCAUCCGAAGCAUACAAAAAACGCUAAAGAACCUUAGGCUGGUGGAUUGCUGGCGAGCGAUGCACCCGGCAGACAGGGAAUACACUCACUACUCAGUGAUACAUAAGCGAUACGCAAGGAUUGACUACAUCUUCCUUCAACAGGAACAUCUUGACGCUAUCCAAACAGCAGAAAUUGGAUUAGCAAGCUGGUCGGAUCAUGGUCCUGUGACCCUGCAAAUGGACUCCCCCAGGGUACGCCCAACCGCUAGGUCAUGGCGACUCCAGGUCUCAUUACUCUUGGACCCAUCAGUGAAGGAAACGGUUUCCGAGGAACUCACCUCCUAUUUCGCACUGAAUGAGACGGAUGAUCUCCCCGCGACCACGAUAUGGGAAGCGCACAAAAGUGUGCUCAGAGGGACACUGAUGCGCCUAGCUUCUCAGAAGAAGAGAGAAUCUCGGAAACAUAUGACGGACCUACUAACGCGCAUAACUACGCUUGAAAUGCAACACAAACGUUCACACCUCGAGGGGACAUAUAAAGAACUAUUGGAAGCCCGAAGAUCUCUACAUACACACAUGACGAAACGACACUAUAGCUCCAUACAACGAUCGAAGGCCUUCUUCUACCAACACGCCAACAAAGGAGGGCGACUGCUGGCCAGAAUUCUUAGAGGCCCCCAAGGCAUGACCCAGGUACAUAAACUACGGACAUCAGACGGCACGAUCACACAAUUCCCGGAUAAAAUAGCAUCCGAGUUUCGCACAUUUUACGCCUCGUUAUACAACAUCCCGGGACCCACACUACCGGAGGAGGUAACACUCAGACGGGAUAGAAUAAUGAGUUAUAUCGAAUCACACGUGAAGACGAGGUUGCAGCAAGGGGAACCGGAGUCACUGGAUAUACCGAUUACGGAGGCAGAAGUUGCAGGGGCACUCAAGACCGCCAAAACGGGACGGGCCCCAGGCCCUGAUGGCUUUACCUUGGACUACUAUAAAAAGUUCCGAACCCUACUGCUCCCGAGACUCACCAACGCAUUUAACGCUUUGAUAGACGGCGCCCGACUCGGACCCGAAUCAUUAGCGGCAACUAUAACGGUUCUCCCGAAACCUGGGAAGGAUCCCGAACUCUGCAGCAGCUAUAGACCGAUAUCACUGCUAAAUGUGGACGUGAAGCUCCUCACUAAAAUACUAUCCACCAGAAUAGGGAAAAUGCUUCCGAGAUUGGUCCAUCCAGACCAGACGGGGUUCAUCCCAGGGAGAGAAGCUAGAGACAGCACUCUUAGAGUGCAAGCCAUCCAUCACCUGGCAAAGAAAUCAACAGAUAAGCUCCUUUUAUUGUCAACGGAUGCGGAAAAAGCACAUCUCCUGGUUAUGCCGGAUCUCAAUACUUAAGAUGAAUAUUCUACCACGGCUGUUAUAUUUAUACCAGACGAUUCCGCAAGCUCUACCGACGGCAUAUUUCGCAUCGCUACGUUCCGCGAUGGUGAAGUUCGUCUGGCAUGGGAAACAGGCAAGACUACGACAGGAAGUCCUCUGCCUACCUCGAGCAUGGGGGGGAUUGGCACUCCCUGACCUCCGCAAAUACCACCACGCGACAGUACUACAACGCGUCCUGGAAUGGCAUACUCAACCGGAACAUAAACAAUGGAUCGAAUUGGACAAACAACAUAUAGGCCCCUCCUUUCUGGCAUCAGUGUGGAAUACGAAGAAGAUGCCGCAGACGAAUUUGGAACCAUCCUCUACCGUGGCGCAGACACUGAAAACGUGGGACUAUAUCAGAAAGGCUACUCACGUCUCUCCAGCACCGAGCCCGAUGAUCCAGAUACAAUACAACCCCCAGAUAGGGGGAGGGCUACCACGGACAGCAUGGUCCUUCCUGGGAGAGGGGGAAUCACACCCCAUACAUAAGGUGUUAACUAACGCAGAUAUGAUCCCCCUGAGGGACCUAAUAGAAGGCGACCAACCCACUAGCCUACAGACCUUCCGUUAUAUACAACUCAGAACAUAUUACCGGACACUUCCAGACAAGGAAAAGUUACACAGGGACUUGACAUGGUUCGAAACGCUCUGCGAUCACAAGACUACUCUAGGUAAAGCGAUAUCCCUGCUAUACCAACACGUACUCGUGGGGCACCUCACUAACAACGACCAAUUCCGCAGACGCUGGGAACGCAUGCUAAAUACAUCUUUCACCACAUCCCAAUGGGAAAAGAUCCUCAUAUUACACCAUAAAUGCUCAUCGAGCUCCCAAUAUCAAGAAACCAACUAUAAACUUCUCUCAUUCUGGUACAGAACGCCCGACAGUCUACACAGGAUCUUCCCGAAUGUACCUGACAUAUGCUGGAGAUGCGGAGAUGGACGUGGUUCGCCACUGCACAUAUGGUGGGAAUGCUCACUCAUUAAGCCAUUCUGGGUCGAAGUCCUACAGAAAAUAAGGGAUAUCACAGGGACAGAAGGAAACCUCAACGCAGAGACAGUCCUCCUACACUCAACACCGGAUCCCAUAGGCACAUACAGGAAAAACAUUCGUAGACACCUAAUCAACGCAGCCAAGGCACUAAUUCCAUUAUACUGGAAACAAACGAAUACCCCGACGAUAAGACAAUGGUUGGAACGGGUGGAAGAAAUAUAUAGAGCGGAAUUAAUACAGGCUACACUACGAGGACUAGAAGACAAGCAUGUGGAGAGGUGGCGCCCGUGGCUAUUCUACAUAGCGGACCGAAACACAGAUAGGAACGGCCAUUUGCAACCCCAAGGAGCCCCAGGACCCCCCACAGACGGGGACUGAUGCCUGGUCCGAUACAUACUACGCCGUGGUCACGGAUGACAGGACCACCUUUCCCUUCAUACUCCCCUAUCCCCCCUCCCACACCCCCCGCCCAACCACCCCCCACCCAGCUCUCCCCUCCUCUUCCCCCUCUCCUUUUCUCUUACUUCUUACUCAAUUAACACUCAUCUUCUCUUUAAAACUCCCCAACAAUGGCUUCAUUAUAAAUUACAUGAUAAACGUAGCCCGCCUUAAUCCGAGAUUGCCCACAAUUGUGUCACUCACUCACACUUGCACGUCAAAAUGGACGCAAACACCUUCAUCACGCAACUACACAACACGAAUAAGACACGUCCCUGAACGACAUCUGACCUAUGACGACGGACCAAUAGACCUUACUACCCCAAAGAGAAUGAGGCUCAAGGGUGAUAAGGAAAUACUAGAGGAUCACAUAAAACAGACGCAAGGCACAAACUUAUGA